Molecule: messenger RNA, 6447 nt
Organism: Anolis sagrei ordinatus
Lineage: Eukaryota; Metazoa; Chordata; Lepidosauria; Squamata; Anolidae
Gene: CROCC
Product: ciliary rootlet coiled-coil, rootletin
Cellular component (GO): centriole; centrosome
Source: RefSeq, a predicted model, not a curated record
CCAGUCUUUUCCCUCCUGGUCCUCUGAGGCGGGAGAAGGAGAAGCGGCGGCGCGGAGAUGCCCGGAUGAGCGUCCCCUGGGAGCCCCCCUUGGAGGCCGUGGUGCAGGUGCUGGAGCGCAGCCUCCUUGGGGCCUCAAACCGGUCCCUUUUGCUGAAGGGCUCCAAACAGGGCUGCCCUCCCUCUGGCUUUGCGGCCCGGAUCCGUGAGAUCCUCACCCAGAGCCUUUGCGGAGAGCAAGCCUCCUCUCAGGACACAAUGGCGGCCCCCUCCUCUAUUUCGCCCUCUUCGCUGCUGCCCCUCCAGGAGGAGAACCACCUCUUGCAGCAGGAGCUCUCCCGCUUGGAGGACCUCCUGGCCCAGAGCCGGGCCGAGCGGGAUGAGCUGGCCAUCAAGUACAACGCCAUCAGCGAGCGGCUGGAACAAGCACUGCGCCUGGAGGCCGGGCCAGACCGGGAUGCGGCACCGCCAGAGAGCAAGGCCCUGGCCCAGCAGAACGUGGAGCUGCGCCGACGGCUGGAGGAAGAGCAGGCCGGCUACAAGCGCAAGCUACAGGCCUACCAGGAAGGGCAGCAGCGCCAGGCCCAGCUGGUGCAGAAGCUGCAGGCCAAGGUCCUUCAGUACAAGAAGAAGUGCGGGGAGCAAGAGCAGCAGCUGCUGGAGAAAUCCACAGAGCUGGAGCAACAGCAACUGGUGGGCCACCUGGAUCUGGCCGAGUCCCGCUUGCGCCUCGACGAGGAGCACAGCAGUGACCUGGAGAAUGCCCUCAUCCGCCUGGAGGAGGAGCAGCAGAGGAGCACCAGCCUCGCCCAAGUCAACGCCAUGCUGCGGGAGCAGCUGGACCAAGCCAACACGGCCAACCAGGCUCUGAGCGAGGACAUCCGGAAGCUGACCGCCGACUGGACCAAAGCCCGGGAGGAGCUGGAGCAACGGGAGGCAGAGUGGCGGCGAGAAGAGGAGUCGUUCAAUGCCUACUUCAGCAACGAGCACAGUCGCCUCAUGACUCUCUGGCGGCAAGUCGUUGGCUUCCGGAGGCACUUCAACGAAAUGAAGACCCAGACGGAAAGGGACCUCUCGGAGCUGGGCCACGAACUCUCCCGCUCCGGCCGUGCGGCGCACGCCUCCUGCCUGGACCUGUGCAGCCGCCUGCGUUUGUCGGAGAGCGGCGCCACGGCACAGGUGGAGAAGCAGGCGCGCCUGGCAGCGCAAAUGGAGGAACAGCUGAGGGACAAGGUCCGCGACAUGAUCCAGCUGCAGGUCCGCUGCGACCUGGAGAAGGCCGAGCUCAGCAGCAGGAUCGCGGAGCUCACUUCUGGCACGGAACGCCUGAAGAGCCAGAACGCAGAGAAGGCCCAGACCAUCGAGACACUGAGCGAGAAGCUGGAGGCCUUGGAAGCCUCUCGCGCCCAGGAACAGGCCUUGGCCGAGGCGGAGGAGAUGGACGCCCUCCGGACGGAGUCUGAGACCCUCCAGCAGACGCUCCGGGACCUUGCGCAGGCCGUGCUCUCAGACGCAGACAGUGCCGUCCAGCUUUCAGCUGCCUCCUCCUGCGAGAGCGACACCGUGGGCCUCGGCUUGAGGGGACUCUCUUCCAGCCUGCGGACCCCCUCUCCCCUACGCCGCCAUUCCCCCCGCAGGGGCCUCUCCCCCGCCUUCCCAGUGGAGCCCACCCUGGUCCUGGUGCAGGCGGCCCUGCACAAGCGGCAGCUCCAGCUCCAGGACCUCCGUGGGAAAUUCGAGGCGGCCCAGGACCGAGUCUCCUCCCUGAAGCGGCAGCUAGCUGACCGCGAUGAGGACCGCCGGUCCCUGGAGCAGGAGGCCCAGCGGCUGAAGAGCAACCUGGAGGAUGCGACCGUAGCUCAGGAGCAGGCCGAGCGCGAUGCCUGUCGCUUCCGCUCUUCCGUGGAACUCCUGGGCAGCGAGAAGGCUACCCUGGAGAAUAGCCUGAAAACAACUCUGGAGAAGCUGGAGGAGUUGCGGCAGGAGAGCGAGCAGCUCCAGGCGGCCAACAGUGACCUCCGGCGCCUUCGCGAGGCCCUUGAAGAGGAGAAGGAGGAGCUCCUGAGGGAACAAGAGCGGGGCCAGAAGGAGGCGGAGCGCAGUCAGAGGCACCUGGAACACCUGGAAGGGGCCAGAUCCGGUCUCAAGAAGGAGCUCGUCCUGGCGAAGGAGGCUCUGAGCACAGCCAUCCUGGAGAAGGAGGUCCUAGAGAACGAGAAGGCCGAGGCAGCAGCAGCCCUAGCAAAGUUAGAGGCAAAGCAGGCCGAGCUCCAACUGGCCCUGAGCCGGACCAGGACGGAGGAAGCCUCCCUGCGCGACUCCCUCUCCAAGAUGAGUGCCCUCAACGAGGCUCUGGCACAAGACAAGACAGAGCUCCACCGGGUCGUUGUCCAGCUGGAGGAGGAGAAGGCUUCUCUCUUGGGCAGGAAGGAGGCGGCGGAGCAGGAGAAGGCCACCUUCCGGGAGGAGCUGGUGCGGCUGGAGCAGGAGCGCCUCGACCUGGCCACGCAGCGCCACGGGUUGGGACACUCGCUGCAAGCGGCGGAGCGCAGUCGGGAGGCGCUGGAGCAGGAGCUGGCGGUGCUGCAGGAGGAGCGGGGACGCCUCCAGGAGCAGCUAGGGCAGGCAACCCGCCAGAGGAAUGCGGCCACAGAGGAGCUCUCGGUGUUGCGCCGAGAGUUGGAGCGUCACAGCGAGGCCGUCCUCCGUGCAGCCAAGGAAAAGGAGGCUCUGGCCAAGGAGAAGGCUGGCCUGGCGGUGCAGCUGGACGCCUCCGAGCGGGAGAACCGGGGCCUGGCCCAGGAGAUGGCUGGACUCAGAUCUGAGAAGGACUCCCUGGAGGCCUCCCUCUUCGAGGCCCAGCGGCGCCUGGCCCUGAUGGAGACCCAGAAGGAGCGGCUGGAGGCCGAAGGACGGGCCUGGCUCCUGGCCAAGGAGGCCUUGCAAGUGGAGCUCCUAAGUGUCCGCCAGCAGAAGGAGUCCGAUAUUUCCCUCCUGGAGUGGGAGAGAGAUCAGGCGGUUCAGAAGGUGGCUCAGGUUGAACAGGAAGCGCAGGCGGCCCUGAGGAGUGCGCAGGCGGCGCAUGAGGAGCACCUGGAUCGCCUCCAGCGGGAGAAGGAGGCUCUGCGCCUGGAGCUGGAGUCCGAGCGCCAGGAACUGCUGCAGCGCGCGACACAGGAGCGGGAGGAGCUGCUGGGGCGGCACGAGGCGGAGAAGGAGGAGCUGGGCGAGGAGGUGGCAGCCUUGCAGCAGGAGAGGGACGAGGGGCUGCUCCUGGCCGAGAACGAGAAGCAGCAGGCGCUGUCCCUCAAGGAGUCAGAGAAGGCCAUGCUUCUGGAGAAGCUCGCGGCCGCUCAGGAAAGCCUGGCCAGUGCCACCCUGGAGGCGGAGAGGCUGCGGCGGGAAGCCCUCGGGCGCCAGGAGCACGAACGGGGCACCAUCAACGCCCUGAACUCGGAGCUGCGGGAGCUGCGGGCCCAGUUCGAGGAAGCCAUCGCGGGCCACGAGCGGGAGGCCAAAGUGUUGCACGAACAGGCCAGGGAGCUCGCCAAGCAGCGGGAAGCUGCCCUCCGAGGGGUGGAGGAGCUGAAGGUGCAGCUGCGGCUGGCGGAAGAGGCCCGUGAAGCCCUGCGCCGGGAACAGGCGGAAGCCCAGCGCAAAGCCCGGGCGGCCCAGGAGGAGCAGGAGUCCCGGCGGAAGGAGGCCGUGGAGCUGCGCAGGAGCCUGGGCGACGAGGGGCGGGAGAAGGAGGCCCUGCAGCGGUCCAAUGCUGAGCUGCGUGCCGCCCUGAAGCGGGCCGAGGGAGAGCGCAUCAGCUUGAAGCGAGCCAACGAGGAAAAGGAGCAGAAGAUGGCCGUCCUGGAAGAGGCCCGCGUAGCCGCAGGGAAGGAGGCCGCUGACAUCCGCAGUAGUCUCCAAGAGGUGGAACGGUCAAGGCUGGAAGCCCGGCGGGAGCUGCAGGAGCUGCGGAGACAGGUGAAGAUGCUGGACAGCGAGAACAGCAAGAAGAGCAAAGAGGUGGUGGAGCUGCAGUCCCGGGUCUCCCUGGAGGAGCAACGUGAGGUGGAGAGCCGCAGAGAGUCCUUCGGCCUCAAGCAGAAGAUUGUGGAGAGCGAAGCCGGGCGGGAGUCGGUCCAGAAGGAGCUCCAGAAUCUGCAGCGGAGGCUCUCUGGCUUGGAGCAGGACUUCCGCCUGCGGGAGCGGGAGCUGCGGGGCGGCCUGGAGGAGGCGCGGGGCAACGAGCGGAAGCUGCAGGACGAGGCCCGCAACCUGAGCCUGAAGCUGGAGGCAGCAGAGGCAGCAGCGACGGAGCUGGGCUUGCGGCUGAGCGCGGCCGAGGGGCGGGCGCAGGGUUUGGAGGUGGAGCUGGGCCGGGCGGAGAGCCUCAGGCGGCAGGCGGAAACACGGCUGAGCAGCCUCCACUCAGUUCUCAGGAGGACCCUGGGCCUCGGGCACCGCAAGCGGCGCCCACCCAGUCCGGCCCUCGCAAGCCCCCGCAGGUUGCUUUCCCCCCCAAAAGGUGAAAUGAUGGAGGAGGAGCAGGAAGGGAGCCUCUCAGAACAGACCCUUUCCCCAGAGAGGACCCUGUCACCUGGCCAGAGCGAGCAGCCGGUGGCUGAUGUCGAUCCAGAGGCCGUGAGGAACACGCUCCAGGACUUCCUGCAAGAGAUGAGGGAGAUGCAGCGGGAGCGGGAUGAAGGCCGCUCCCGCCUGGCAGCCCUGACCCGCCAGUUAGCUGAAACAGAAGCCGAUCGAGACGCGGCCAAAGCCCGGGUUCAGCAGUUACAGAAGCAACUGGCCGAGAGCGAGGAAGGGAGGCGCAACCUGGAGGGGAGGCUGAGCGAGGCCCAGUCCGCCAUGGCGCUGCAGGAGGAGAGCCUGCGUCAGAGCGAGAGGGAGCGCAAGGCCUUGGCGGAGAAGUUGGCGUCCCUCGACCGGGGCCUGAAGGCGGCGGAGGGGGAGCGCAAGGCCAACCAGGAGAGGAUGGCCAAGAUGAAGGCGGGCGAGGCCCGGCUGGAGGCGGACAAGCGGCGGCUGAAGGAGGUCCUGGACGCCUCGGAGGGCCGGGGCACCAGGCUGGAGCUGCUCCGGCGCUCCCUCGAGGGGGAGCUGCAGAGGGCCAAGCUGGGGCUGAGCGACCGCGAGGCCGAGGUCCAGCUGCUGCGCGACCGCCUUGAACUCUUGCAGAGACAGGUGUCGGAGAGUGAGGCCAAAGCUGGCGCCUUGCAGCUGUCGCUGGACCGCAGCAGCCUCUCUCUGGCAAAAGCAACAGAGGCUGAGAGCUGCCUGAAGGAGAAGAUCCAGAGCCUGAGCGCCUCCCUUGCCGAGAGCCACAGUGCGGCCGGAUCGGCGCAGGAGAAGGCCCUGCAGCUGCAGAAAGCCCUGGCGGCCAGCGAACAUGACCGGAGGGUCCUACAGGAGCGGCUGGACAUGGCCCGGCAAGCGGCCUCAGAAGCCAAGAAGCAGAACAGGGGCCUUUCGGAGCGGCUGCAGGCGCUGACCAAGGAGGUGGCCGAGCGAGAGAUGCAGAAGGAGGAGAUGGAGGCCCUGGCCAGGCAGCGGGAGGAGAGGCUGCUCCAGCGCCAGGAGGGCGAGGCGGUGGCCCUGCGGGGUUUACAACGGGCGCAAGAGGAGCGGCGCUUGCUGCAGGAGCGGAUGGGGGCCCUGCAGAGGGCCCUGGCCCAGAUGGAGGGCGAGAAGCGCGAGGCCGAGCGCGGAGCCCUGCGCCUGGAGAAGGACCGGGAGGCCCUGCGGAAGACCCUCGACAAGGUGGAGCGCGAGAAGCUGCGGAGCCACGAAGAGUCCGUCCGGCUGUCGGCGGAGAAGGUCCACCUGGAGCGCUCCCUGGCCAGCGCGGAGCAAGAGCUAGCGGAAGCGCAGCUGCGGAUACGGAGGCUGGAGGAGUCGUGUCCAGAGCCCGUCCUGGAGGCCAGCGAUGGAGGAGGACACCGCCAGCGGGUCAAGGCCCUGGAGGAGCAGAUCUCUGUCCUGAAGGAGCAGCUCCAGCGGGAGACCAGGAAGGGCUUCUUCCCGCCUUCCGCCACCAUCCACUCCGGGAAGUAGUCCUUCUGAAGGCGGGCGGCACCAGAGGUCUUCUGGGGUCUUUCUCGUGACCUUAUAGGACCAGAGAAGCCCUGUCCACACUGGUUAUAAUGUAUGGCAGCGUAGACUCGUAACACUAGGAUUACGUGAACAACACUAGGUAACACGGUUUCCGUUCCUGGGUUAUCAAGGUCAUUUCCUAAUUGGUUCUAUCAUAAUGGCAAAUGCAAACGGCAUUCUACGGCAGUGUCAGUGGGGCUGCUGUGAUUUUUAUAUGCUUUUUAAUAAUGUUUAAUAGUUUUAAUACUUGUAUAUUUGUAUAUUUUGAGUUGUAUCGCAAUGUUUGUAGUUUUUUUUUAAAAAAAGCAAGAUAUCAAUAAACAAUAAUAAUAAUAACAACAACAAA